This is a messenger RNA of Phytophthora nicotianae INRA-310, 4875 nucleotides long. RefSeq lists its product as hypothetical. The record is from RefSeq and is a predicted model, not a curated record. NCBI's taxonomy places the organism in Eukaryota, Oomycota, Peronosporomycetes, Peronosporales, Peronosporaceae. Bases 61 to 4746 code for a protein of 1561 amino acids. Gene Ontology annotation, cellular component: TORC2 complex. Gene Ontology annotation, biological process: TORC2 signaling. The transcript is spliced from 2 exons.
AUUGUCACCCAAUUGGAUGAAUUGAUUUCAAAUUCAACAAGUCAGAUCCCCCUCGCCGAUAUGGCGUCCCAACGCAGAGGCUCCGCCCCGCGCGGGGACGGCAGCUUGGCCGCCAUCUGUACAGUCAUUGAGCGCAGUAACCUGGACCGCAAGUCUAAGCUCGACAGCACUGGCCGAAUCUGCUACGAGCUCAAAAAUGAUCCGUUGCUGCUGGACUCGUUCCCUAUGGAUCGACUCAUGAAGGCCAUGCGCCGUCUGGUGUGCGACUCAGACACGUCUACACGCGCAGGUGCGCUCAGGGCGCUGCGUUACGCUAUCAGCAGCAGCGGCAGUAUCAAACACUUCGUGGAUCUCAAUCUACCAGUCUUCGUGGUUCGCUCGCUAGAGCGUGAGCAGAAGCACUUGGCGGAGCGUGUUCAGGCUCUCAAAGUCGUGCGCAGGAUCAUGGAGAUCGAUGCGGAUCAGAUGCCGACAGGACUCGUGGCUUCGUUAACGGCCAUUGCUGGACACAAGGACGAUAAUAUGCGUCGAGUGUGCUUGGAGACGCUCCGGGAAUUAGCACUGCUGAAUGUAGAGGUCGUAGCUGAGGCCAAUGGCACCAAAAUCCUAGUGGAUGCCAUUCUGGAGCCAUCAUUCCAGGACCUGGCUGACUCGCUUCUGAUGACGCUGCUACUUAUCCUGAACGAGCCGUCGACCCGGAAGUUUAUUGAGCCUUUCGUGGAUUCACAAGUGCUACUGGCACCAUUUACAGAUACUGAUUUACCGGCGGGUAAUGAACGGAGACAGCGCUGGAUGGCCAGUCGCAACGCCAUCGUGGCGAUGAUGCGAUCAUGGACAGGAAUGGUGGUGCUAACAAGUAACCCGCAGGGUCUACAGUCGCUGAUUCAAUUAUUGGUACGGCCUGUGGGUGAGGACGUACAGAAGGCUGUGUUGUCUACUAUCUGCGAGAUCUUUUACAAGAAGACGAGUUUCGACAAGUCAGCCACGGACGCUGCCGACACACCUGCUCUCCCCGUGAGUCUGUCGAGUGCAGAGCAAUUACCACUUGCAGUGAACCACAAUCUGCUGGACAAUUACACAGUGAUCAUCCUUCUCGCCAUGAUUCAUUGUGGGAUUCUAGAAGCGCUGGUGACUUUAGGAACGGGACCGUCUCGAGCAUUGGCGGAACCGGCGAUCGACCUGCUGGCCGACAUUUUGCGGAUGGCUUCGCGGCUGCUGCCGGACCAGCACUGUGCGUCCUUGCUUGCGCUCCCGCGAUUGGUAUCAGCGACCUCGCUGACUACGACAACGACGAUGUCCCUCGGUGACCACGCAAAGAGCUUGUUAGAACGUCUACAACGUGAAAAAUCGAUCCGAGCUAGUGAGAUGCUGGGUGAGCUGGCUAACGCUGUUGGUGCCAACUCCGGCAGCAUUGCUACUCGAGGUGUAUCGUUGGUUUCGUACGGCGGUAGCGGCGUUAAUGGUGUGCAGCUGGCGUCCGAGCUUCUGCGCGACACGAACCGUCCAUCAAAUCUCUUGGCUCUGCAGCAAAUUGCAGGCGUGGUGCGUCUCCCGUCAUCUAGUGGUGGCGGUGGUAUCCCCGGAACUGGCAGUGGCUCAGCAAAUUAUGCUGUUGCGCCUCCUUCAACACAGCGCGGAACGAAGAACGCGACGGCGCUACUAAAAGACAGUCUGACGUCGCGAGAGCUGAUGGUUCUCGAGCUGAAGCAGUCUCUGGAUGCGCAGAUGGACGACAGUACAUUUAAAGACAUGCUGCACAACCGCUCGCGCGUGCUGACGGACAAGAACUACAAGAACUGGAACUGGGAUAUCAUUGCCGAGAUGCUCGAAGGCCCACUGACAAACCCGCAGCGGCUCUCAGAAGCAAUGAAGACCAAGUUCUUCAAGCGUCUGUCGGGAUUCUUCCGUUGCGAUCAGGGCAACAAGGGCUACUUCUCGAACCUGUACUGGAUCCCGGAUCAUGUGCCCUAUUUGCGUCCAGCCUGCCAGAUGUAUACGCUCCUGUUGAAUCACCCCGAAGGUUUGCUCUUUCUGAAGACCGACCGCCGUGGGCAACUGCUUACUGAGAUUUCAUCUGCGCUGGAACUGGAGGCUCGUCCAGAGGCUGCUAUCGUGGAGUCACAUAUUGGUGUGCUGAAGGCGCGCAUGUUUUCACCUGACUACGUAUCACGUCGAAUGUUGCGUGAAUACUUUACGCUUCUGGGACUGAUGAGCUCGAGCAAGGAAGGACUGAAGAUGAUGGAACAGUCUAAUCUGUUCCAGCGGCUAUACGUCAUGGGCACAACAAAGGGUCACGAUUUCCUGUGUCGACUCAUUCUCGCCAACUUGGACUACUCAGUUGAUGGCAGCUCCCGCAAGCUGCUCCAGUCUUGGAUGAUGGAAGGCUCCAAGGCGUUGCGUUUGUAUGCAACUUGCUUGCUGCGUGCUCUGCUGCGUUCUGAGGUGGCCGACUUCGAUAAGUGGGGUAUCGACGCACUGGUGACUCAGUUGACACAAGAAGAAGAAGUUGCCAAGGCCGCGCUGAGUGUCCUGGAAGAAGCUGCUGAGACCCCUGCAUGUCUUCUAGCUAUGAUUUUGAAGAGACCAACCAAGUUGAUCCAGCUCAAGGAUAAGCGUGCUGAGUCUCUGCUACUCAAGUCCCUUUCGCUAGCUGAGGGACUCAACUUCUUGCGUGAAACAGGCGACUGGAUCCCGCGUACACUUGCCGCUUGGCGUCGUGAAAAGCACAUUUCAUACGUACAUGCAGUGGAGCACGCGCUGUUCCGUGGCUUACAUCGUGAUGCAGCAGGGCGAGAACGCGGUUCAAGCAGUGGUUCAACUAGCACACGGCAGACGUGCUCUCCCACGCCUAUCCCGGUGAAUGUGCCUAUGAAGCGAGGUGGUGGGGUCGGACUCAAGCCACCAAGCGGUGGAAGCAGCCAGCGCUCCUUGUGGGGACUGGAUUGGCUCUAUCGUAUGCCGUGGAACAUGGAGGUGAAGAUUGUGGGUCCUCCAGGAAGCGGCCCUCCUUCGAAUCUCAUCUUAGAAACAUACAUCGAUGGUGCUAUGCGUGACGAGGAUGACAGUACCAGUAUCGACGAUGAGCUUCGCAUGAACUCUAUCCGCGUCAAGGGAAUUGUUGUAGAUGCGCGUAACAUGCCUCAACCUGUGGUCGUGAACUCACAACAGACACUACAAGCUUGUCUGUUCCUGGGCACGCAACCGGUAGACCGACGUGGCUUUACAAAGCCUCCUCCGCAGAGUAAUGGAGGCUUCGUGUCUACAAACGCAUCUGCAUCCGGCGGUGGGUCUGCUCUUUCAACUGAUACGCAACAGAAAAUGCUACGUGCACGAUCGGCCUCGAACUCGACUACAGGGAAUAUGGACCGCGGGUCAGAGACCAUGAUGUCUUCAUCACUGGACUUUGCCGAUACUGGAGCGUCUUCGAUCGACGCAGCGAAGGAAGAGAACAAGGACUGGAGUUCAUGUCAGCCCGAGCAGCGGUCACCGCAGUAUCUGACAGCGCCGGAGUGCUCGCUAUGUGCUCCUGGAGAGCGUGCUGUGUGGAAUUUCCGAGUGGAAAUGGACUCGGCAGCUGGCACCAACACGUCAAACGGCAGUGUAAAGCGGCUACUGCUUAAGUCCGUCGAGUUUACUCUGCAGUUACUUCCUCUUCGCCCGCGUACCGUACCGCUACCAGUGCAUCUGUACGGCGAGCUGGCGAAGACUAGUGCUGGCUGCCAGAUCCUGCAUUCAUCGGGCCAUUUACCAGAAUUCCUCGCCUGUCUUCGUGACGCCGCAAGCGUUCCACUUGAAAAGCGUGCUGCUCUCUGGGCACUUGGCCACGUGUCAGCCACACCACGUGGAUACGACCUUCUGAACCACUACGCUCAAGACUUUGUGGAGAUGAUCGUGAAACUGGCCACAGAUUCUCCGCUGGUAUCCAUUCGAGGAACGUGCUUCUUCGUGCUGGGUUUGCUAGCACGGUCACCUGCUGGUCAACGUCACUUAGCACGUCUUGGCUGGGAUGCUCCGCGAGAUGCAUCCCGUACUUCUAUCGCCGUCCCGCAGAACUGCACGUCACUGUUUAUGUGGCCCCCGUCUAGAUCCCCAACACCCUGUCCAUUGACGCAGACACCUCAUGCUUCACCUCUCCAGCGUCUUUUCAUCCGUAGACGUGACAAGAUGCCCAACGAGUGGCGCGAAGUAUUGCGCUUUGUUGCUGAUUUGAGCAACCACAUCACGCAGAAGGAGGCCCAUGCUUCGCUCAACAAGCUGCGCUCAUCAAAACCCGAGUUGUUCGAAGAGCCCGUGCUGCUGAUGUAUGUGCACGCUCUACUGGAGAAGUACAGCUACCGUUUAGCACUACGCCAGUUCGUGCUCAACGCUUUUGAUCGAGCAACAUUGACGGACGAAGUGCUUGAUACGCUUCGCAUUGAGGAUGAAGAGGAGCAAGGCCAAACGCGUCAACGUGUACCGACCGGUCGAGAGCUGCGGCGGCGUCGCUCGUCACCGUCGAUCCCAUCAUUCACAGCCUCGGUCCAGUCGCUGAACGCUGCUAUGCAGGCUACUUCUAGUGUCUCGCGUCUGUCAUCCAUGCAAAAUGUAUUGAGUACUGGUGGCAAUAUGGGCGAUCAGCGCUCGACCAUGCGGCUAAAUGCUCACAACGACCCCAUUGAUCGCAUUGUACUGCUCAAGCGCAACCGCAAACGCUCUGCUUUCUCCGAGAAGACGAUCGUUGUUGGAGCUCCUGAAGCGGCUGUGUAGGCGGAUAGACUUCUCAAUACCUAGCGUUUGUUGUCACUAUCUCUAUAUUGUGUCCCUACCGUCUAUAAGAAUCUCCCAGAGGCCAUAUCCAUAAGUGAGUCGCCCAUGUGUAGGACCUCAAGCUUGCAC